Messenger RNA from Mya arenaria, 1829 nucleotides. RefSeq lists its product as uncharacterized. Lineage: Eukaryota; Metazoa; Mollusca; Bivalvia; Myida; Myidae. The record is from RefSeq and is a predicted model, not a curated record. The transcript is spliced from 3 exons. Gene Ontology annotation, molecular function: glycosyltransferase activity. The coding region runs from base 563 to 1798 and encodes 411 amino acids.
GUGUCAUUUGUCUAUCGAAGAUGAAUACGAAGUUAUGUUUGUUUACGUAUCGACGAGAACUCUCUCAAAUAUAAAUUGGAAAAUUAUCUGGUUAGAAGUUUUGUUAAGUAGGCUCAAUUUGUUAUGACACUUGUGCUUAACAAUGUAAGCGAACCCAAUAUUGUAUUUUGAUCUCCUUUCGAUAUUAUUGGAUUUGUAAUUUGAAUGUGAGCAGGCCGCAUCGUUACGCUCUGUUCCUUGCCUGGAUUGUUCAUUCUCAGGAAAGCAACAGAGUUCCGGAAUAACUAAUACAUAUAGUUUGCUAACGAUUGGUCUCCAAUCCAGUCUAAUUGAAUAUCAGGACACAUGUACGUACAGUUAACCUGGGCGUCGACACAGAGGCAAUCGUAGCUGCUGUUGUUUGAGAAUCAUAGAAACAUUGAAACGAUUCGGCGCAACGGGCAUGGUGAAUCGAUCGCGAAUGGUCUUAACAAUAACUUGAAGAAACGGGCUCCUACGACAGUAUCGCCUUUGGCUUUUCUGCAUAUUGAUUGAUUGAUUGGUUGAUGAUUAUUCAGAUAAGAUGAUAUCACAUUGUUUCGAUCGGAAGUAUAAAGUGAGAAAAGUGUUUGCGUCUAUAACGGCCAUUCUGAUUUGCUGUUACGUGAUUGUAAGCAACUGGCGAUGGAAACUACGAGAAGAAACCGAGUAUCCAAUCGAAGAGUGGAUGUACCACCCCCUUAUUGCUUGUGACGGGAACUUGAGAGCAUUUGGACAUGAAUUUGUCCGGAUGGGUAAUGUAAAGGUCCAGGGUAUCAAUUCAGCUAAGGAUAAAAGUCAUAAAUUUACAAAAUUUAGAUUUGCCAUACCCUGUAAGGACAAAAUACCAUACUAUAGAUUUAGAUACAUGGAAGAAGGCCCGUUACAGGAAUGGAUGUCAGAGUUGAGUACGUUUCCGACUGAUCAGGUUUACUCUGUGUCAAGGACCAGACCAACAUUUGUGAUACAAAGGAUAGAAGCUCACAACUUGUAUCAUACAUUAUGUGAGUGGUUUAAUGUGUUUAUGGUCUCAAAGUUUUUGGUCUUAGACCCUUCGUCAGUCGACAUCUUGCUCCUAGAUGAUCGACCCCUGAGUCUUCUGGAUAAUACUUGGGAUCAGUUAUAUGGAAGCAUUUAUAAGAUUAGAGACAUCUCCCAGGAUGACGUCUUCAAAACUCUUGUUUGGAAUAUUAUUGGAUACAACAGCCCAUUGAAUUUUCACAAUUUACGAAGAGUCCCACUUAUAAACGAAUUUCACAAUUUUUUCUUGAAAGCUUAUUCAAUUGAAGAAAAGAGGAGUUUUGAUUGUGGAAAAUUAGAUGUGACAAUUAUUUGGAGGAGGGACUAUCUUACUCACCCAGAACGACAAGAGGAAACGCAAGGCUUAGUCCAUAGAAAGUUUAAAAAUGAAGAUGAAAUUUUAUCUGUUGUAAAAUCUGUAUUUUCAAAUGCUCACAUUAAGACUUUGAUUCUAGAAAAUCUUACAAUGAAAGAACAAUUAGAAGUAAUGUCAAAGACGGACGUUUUGAUUGGCAUGCAUGGAGCGGGUAUGGCUCAUAUAAUGUUUUUACCUAAACAUGCAGUUGUGCUAGAAUUCUUUCCUACUUACUGGGGAUUUUUAAGAAAUUUUAAAGCAAUUGCAGAUUGGAGAAAUAUUAAGUAUUUUGGAUGGAAAAACAAAGAUGAGGCAAACGAAUAUAAAGGAUUUUACACAAGAAUACCUAAGCAGAUUGUACUAGAAUAUGCCACAAAAGCAAAAUCACACCUUUGCCACGAGUAAAACAAUUCAAUUUAACUGUAUAAUUUUUAUG